AUGCCGAGACAAGCAACCGAGACAGCGAAGCGCGGCGGCCCUACCAAGUCUCAACAGCAAGCUACUGGUACGAAGCGGAAGGCCACGCAGCAGCCGGCACGUAAGAAGUCGGGGCCCUCUGAGCUCUCCGACAGUGACGCACCGGGAUUGCGGGCACGGCGCGAAACGGACGAUGUGGAGGAGGAGCAAGUAGAAGAGGAGCGAGAAGACGGCGAAGAAGAACCGGACAAUACGAUCCCGCCCGAGCUGCUGACACGGCUCCUGCAUGAGUUCUUCGAGAAGGACGACACGAGACUCAGCAAAGACGCGAACUUAGCGGCGGGGAAGUAUAUGGAUAUCUUUGUGAGGGAGGCGAUUGCGCGAUGUGUGCAUGAAAGGCCUGGUGGAUUUCUUGAGGUUGAGGAUUUGGAGAAGAUUGCACCUCAGCUGCUCAUGGACUUCUAG
Colletotrichum orchidophilum is the source of this 444-nucleotide messenger RNA. RefSeq lists its product as uncharacterized. The coding region runs from base 1 to 444 and encodes 147 amino acids. NCBI's taxonomy places the organism in Eukaryota, Fungi, Ascomycota, Sordariomycetes, Glomerellales, Glomerellaceae. The transcript has 2 exons. Gene Ontology annotation, biological process: replication fork processing; DNA repair; resolution of meiotic recombination intermediates. Gene Ontology annotation, cellular component: FANCM-MHF complex; Fanconi anaemia nuclear complex. The record is from RefSeq and is a predicted model, not a curated record.